CCUCACCUCGCUUCAUUCAGCUCAGCUCUCCUCUCACCUCGUGUCUCACCCCCUCCGCUGACCGCCACCACCUACCUCGUAUCGCCGGGUGCUUCCAUAUUCGCAUUGCUGACCGCCGCCGCAAGCAUCUCGUACAUCUUCAAUUCUCCAGCAGCAGGCGGCUGGUCCUCUUGCUGCUGCCAUCUACGCAUCUAUCGCUAAAUCAACUAUUAAGGCGUUGCACAUCUCCUCGCAUCGCAUCAUCUUCACCUUCAUCGCCAUCACCACCAUUGCCAUCAGCAUCACCAUGCGCCACGCCUUCAUCCUAGGCGGCCUCUCCGGCCUCGCCCUCGCCUCCUCCUCCUCCUCCUCCUCCCCCAUCACACCCUCAUCACCACCACACACCGAUCCAUUAAGCAGCGCCAGCGAGUUCAACUGGUCCUCCAUCACGCCGUCCCGAAACCUCAGCUUCCACGCCUGCUACGGCGGCGACUUCCACUGCGCCCGCCUCGUCCUCCCCCUCGACUGGACAGCCGUCAACGCCUCGCACGACGACGACGACGACGACAACACCCGCGCCAUCGCCCUCGCCAUCAUCAAGCUCCCCGCCACCGUCCCGCCCACCCACGCCGCCUACGCCGGCCCCCUCUUCACCAACCCCGGCGGGCCCGGCGGCUCCGGCGUCAGCUUCGUCCGCGCCUUCGGCCAUCGCCUGCAGAGCAUCGCCUCCAUCCCCGGGCAGGCGCACUACGACAUCAUCUCCUUCGACCCCCGCGGCAUGGCCAACAGCUGGCCCCGCGCCGACUGCUUCCCCGGCGAUGGCAGUGACGGUCUCGUCACCCGCGAUGCCAUGCUCCUGCAGGCGCGCGGCAGCGGCGCCCUCGACUCGGGUCCCGGCGCCGUGCCCUUUCAGCUCGGCCUGCAGGAGGGCUUCGGCCAGCGUUGCCGCGACGCCGAGGAGAGCGGGCUCAACGGCGGGCAGAUCAUGGCGUACAUGAGCACCCCGAGCGUAGCGCGCGACAUGGUGGCGAUGGUCGACAAGCUUGACGAGCUGCACAAGCGAGAGGUUGGGCGGGAUGCUGCCGGCGACGGCGAGGAUGAUCGCCUCGAGCUCAAGAAGCGUCAUGGAGCCGAUGGUCACGAUAACGACUACGAUGACGUCCCGCGUCUGCAGUACGUGGGCUUCUCAUACGGCACAUUGCUCGGCAAUUACUUUGCCUCUCUCUUCCCCGAGCGCAUCGGCCGCCUCGUCCUCGACGGCGUGUGCGACGCCAACGACUAUGCCUCCGGCCCCGGUUGGCUCACCAGCACACUCAACGCCGACGACAUCGUCACCUCCUUCUUCUCCGGCUGCCACACCGCCGGCCCCUCCACCUGCGCCCUCUCCCGUCCCUCCGACUCGUCCGGCGAGUCCAUCCGCGCCCGUCUGCACGAUUUCAUACAAAAGAUGGACGACCGUCCCCUCGUUGUGCCCCUCCCUAGUGAAGGGAGCAGCAGCAGCAGCAGUAGCAGCAAUGUAGCGGUCCUUACUGCGAACGACGUCCGGCGCGUCAUGUCCAACGCCAUCUACAAGCCCAUUCAGCAGUUCCGGCCCCUCGCCUCUGCCCUCGACGGCCUCAUGAGCGGCCGCAACGCCACCGCCUUCGCCGCCCUCGUCGCCGCCGCGUCCCUCGUCCCCCGCCUCCGCGACGCCUGCGCCUUCAACGGCUCCGACCCCUCCUCGCCGCAGUCCCUCGCCGUCGACCGCCGCGAGGCCGGCUCCUCGGUUCUCUGCGCUGACGGCGACGACGUCACCGCCAAGGACACGGCCUGGUGGCGCCGCUAUGUCGCCGAGCAGGUCUCCCUCUCGUCCCUCAUGGGCGCCUACUGGUCCACCAUCCGAUUCUCCUGCUCCGCCUGGCGCUUCCGCUCCAACUGGUCCUUCAAGGGGCCCUUCACCACCCCCGAGCCCGUCACCACCCCCGACGGCCGGCCCGUCAAGGGCAAGCCCGCCGCUCCCAUCCUCUUCCUCUCCAACAGCCUCGACCCCGUCACGCCCCUCAGGUCCGCCCGCGCCAUGGCUGCUGCCCACCCGGGCGCCCGCCUCGUUAUCCAGGACGCCCUCGGCCACUGCGCCCUCGCCACCGCCGACAGCACCUGCACAAAGCGCCUCGUCGCCCACUAUCUCGCCACCGGUAAGGUCCCGUCCGACGAAGAGACCGACUGCCGUGACACCACCUGCGGGCCUUGGGAUGAAGGUUGCGAGCUCGACCACCUCAAGCAGUCGCUCGGCGCCUUUGGCCAGCCCGAUCAUGGAGACAGGCAGCAUUACCCCUUGGGCAUCUGAGGCAUUUUCCAGCAUACAAAAACCAGUCGCAGGAAACCUUCCAAGUUCCAUAGAUUUCAUACCUAGCCAAGUCAUGUCGUUUUCUCA
Purpureocillium takamizusanense is the source of this 2392-nucleotide messenger RNA. RefSeq lists its product as uncharacterized. The record is from RefSeq and is a predicted model, not a curated record. The coding region runs from base 287 to 2305 and encodes 672 amino acids. The transcript is spliced from 2 exons. NCBI's taxonomy places the organism in Eukaryota, Fungi, Ascomycota, Sordariomycetes, Hypocreales, Ophiocordycipitaceae.